Selaginella moellendorffii is the source of this 1959-nucleotide messenger RNA. Its product is annotated as pentatricopeptide repeat-containing protein At4g02750-like. Bases 1 to 1959 code for a protein of 652 amino acids. Gene Ontology annotation, biological process: RNA modification. Gene Ontology annotation, molecular function: RNA binding; zinc ion binding; protein binding. The record is from RefSeq and is a predicted model, not a curated record. The transcript has a single exon. NCBI's taxonomy places the organism in Eukaryota, Viridiplantae, Streptophyta, Lycopodiopsida, Selaginellales, Selaginellaceae.
AUGAGGCUUCUCUUCCGCCGCUCGCGAGGAGCACGAAAGCGAUCGCCAAGAGCUACUCCAGACGCGCCGCCGGAUCCGCCAUCGCGGAGCAUUGGCCUGGACGAGGAAGAUCGUCUUGGGUUCCUCCUGCGAUCAUGCCAGAGCCCCAGAGAUCUUCCCCGCGGCCAGGAGCUGGAGCGAGAGAUCUCGGCCAGCGGCUCCCACCGCCACAGCACUUACCUCGCCAAUCUCCUCAUCCAGAUGUACGCCAAGUGCGGCCGCGUCGAUCAGGCGCGCCGGAUCUUCGAUGGCAUCGCCGCCAAGAACAGCUUCUCUCACAAUCUCAUGCUCAGGGCCUACGCGCAGAGCGAUGGCAUCGAAGAGAUGGAGCGCGUCUUUGCGAAGAUUGGAAACGGGAAUUCCGUGGGCUGGAACACGAUGAUCGCAGCAUAUGCCAGAACCGGGCAUCUGGAUCUUGCGAGAGCUUUGUUCGAUCGGAUGGAGAACCGGGACAGCGUAACGUGGAACGCGAUCGUCACGGGCUACGCGAGGCACGGGAAACUCACAGAGGCCAAGAUAUUGUUCGAUGAGAUGAUCGAUCCGGGCGUUGUGGCUUACACCGCAAUGAUCCAAGCGUAUUCCCAAGCCGGGCACUUGCGUGGCGCGAAGAAGCUCUUCGAUUCCAUGCCGCUGGGGAGGAACUCCAUGGCAUGGGUGACAAUGCUCCAGGGAUUCGUGGAGUGCGGCGAGAUGGCGGAUGCUUGGAGCUUGUUUUUGAAGAUCCCCCAGCGGGGAGUGGUGGCGGAGAGCAUCGCGAUCACAGCGGCAGUGGCGGGCGGAGAUCUGGAUCGAGCGAAGCGCGUGUUCUUGGCGAUGCCCGAGAGGAAUCUGGUGGCCUGGACGACGAUGCUGGGCGGGUUUGCGCAGGGGCUGAGUCUCCGUGGCGCCAAGAGACUCUUCGAUCGGAUGCCCGCCUGGGGCGUCGCGAGCUUCAACACGCUGCUGGUGGCGAUGGCGCAGUCCGGGCGGAUCGAGCAGAGUUUGGUACUCUUCUCGGGCUUCCCGGAGCGUGAUCUCGUCUCGUGGACGGCGAUGGUGGCGGCGUAUGCCCACUCGGGGUAUGGCCAGCGAGCUCUUGAGCUCUUCCGGGCUAUGAUGGCCGAGGGGCAUCACCCCGACGCCAUCGCCUUCGUGAGCGUGCUCAACGCGUGCAGCCACAUUGGGAUUGUGGAGGAGGGCGUGCGCUGCUUCAUGGCGAUGGUGGCGGACUUUGGAAUCGCCCCGUGGCGCGACCACUUCUCCGCCAUGGUGGAUCUCUUCUCGCGAGCCGGGCAGCUCCAAAACGCGCGGGAUCUCAUCGAGACGAUGCCGUUCCUGCCCGACUCGAUCGCCUGGGGCGCGCUGCUGGCAGGCGCCAGGACCCAUCGCCGCCUGGAGUUCGCGGAGCUGGCGUCGGCGCGGGUGGCGGAGCUCGACCCGGAGCGCUCGGCGGCGCCGCUGGUGGCGCUGGCUGGGAUGUACUCCGCCGCCGGGCGGGCCAGCGACGCCGCCAGGAUCCGCGACGUGAUCCGCGAGAGGGGGCUGAGCAAGCUCGCGGGAUUGAGCUGCGUGGAGAUUGGAAGGAGCCUCCACCGCUUCGCCGCCAGCGAUUCGAGCCACCCGAGAAACGAGGAGAUCCGCGCGGAGCUGGAGAGGAUCCAUGAGCUGAUGCGCGAGGAGGGAUACGCGGCGGAUGCGGAGGUGGCGAGCGAGGCGCUCAAGCUCCACAGCGAGAGGAUGGCGGUGGCGCUGGCUCUGAUCGAGGAGCCGUGCUCGCGGGAAACUAUCCGGGUGAUGAAGAACCUGAGAGUGUGCUGCGAUUGCCACACUGCUUUGAAGCUCAUGGCGAAGAUCUCCCAGCGGCGGAUCGUGGUGAGGGACACCAGCCGCUUCCACCACUUCGAUCGAGAUGGGAGCUGCUCUUGCGGAGAUUAUUGGUAG